AUGAAGAGGAAAUACAAACUAAGGAAUUGUCAGGCUUUAACAAGUUUUGUAGAUAAAACCAAGCACAAAGUCAACAAAUACGAGGUCAAAGGCCGAACAGAAAACAGUUUUAGGGAUCCAAAAUGUAGAUACAAUGUCCACCUUCCGGAAGCUUCAUGGCACACGGCAUAUGAUGUAUGCUCUUCGAGUAACAGGACAUUAGCAACUAUUACAUCCCUAAAUGAGAUGUACCUUAUAGAUCUAGUUCUGGAAGAGGUUGAUAAUUUCCUUCAAGAAUAUCCCAGAUUCAGUAUGCAGAUGACUCGUCUUGUUCGAUGGGACGAUUUCCACCGUCUUCACUUAAGCACAGAAGUAGGUUUGUUCCUAUUCAACGCUUUCGACUAUCCGGUAUCAAAGGCUAAGCCGCUCUCAAGUUGGUGUCCAGAAGUGACCAAAGAAGUUAUUCAAGAGAAAAUCGCGAACAUUCAGAAGAAUCUGACAGUCAAUCGAAAAGAAACAAGUCAGUACAUUCGGACUUUGACAAGUGCCCCGGAUGAGAGACGCUCUUCGAAGAACAUCGGAGUCGCAGGCGCAUUUGUAAUUGGUGCAGUGGGUGGUCUUUUUAUCCUCUCUGACUGUAUCAACAUUAUGAAAGGAAUUCAAAAUAGUCGUGUACGCGCCAGCAACCAAUAA
This is a messenger RNA of Saccostrea echinata, 672 nucleotides long. RefSeq lists its product as uncharacterized. The transcript has 6 exons. Lineage: Eukaryota; Metazoa; Mollusca; Bivalvia; Ostreida; Ostreidae. Bases 1 to 672 code for a protein of 223 amino acids. The record is from RefSeq and is a predicted model, not a curated record.